Messenger RNA from Trypanosoma theileri, 576 nucleotides. RefSeq lists its product as uncharacterized. Lineage: Eukaryota; Euglenozoa; Kinetoplastea; Trypanosomatida; Trypanosomatidae. The transcript has a single exon. The record is from RefSeq and is a predicted model, not a curated record. The coding region runs from base 1 to 576 and encodes 191 amino acids.
AUGUUUAGAACGACGUCCUUCGCACAGUUCUUCGCCACUUUUGUUGCGUUGAAGCGGACGGGAAAACCCUCAGAUACUCCUGAUUACAAACAGGUGUAUCUUCCUUAUGAUACAGCCCCAACACAACUUGAGAUGGACCGGGAAAGGAAAAAGCUGCAGAACGCGUAUUAUGGUCGUAUGGAGCAUCGCAAGUUAGUUGAAGUUAAGGAGGUACCACUAAACGUAUUUACCUACGGCAAGGAAGGAAUGUCACUGCCUAUUUCUAUUUUCAAGGAACAGAAGGAUCCCGUUAUCGGUCCAGAGUGGACAUAUCCUGGAAUCUAUGAAAACAAAAUUGCGGCUCAACAUUGGUUCACAGAAGAAUUAUUUAAUAGGGAAAAGAACAAUGAGUUCGAAUCACCUUGGCAGAAGCAGGUACUUGAUAACCAAAUAAAGCGGCGACUUGGAAAGGUAGCGUUUCGAAUGAAGAUGGUGAACAUAAAGGCGGUGGAUCUGUUUCAAAAAGAAAGAGGAUCGGCGAAAAGAGGAGCUACUGGUACCACAGACAAAGGUAAGGAUACAGGGGGAAAGAAAUGA